AUGCCAGAGGUCAUUGACCUGAUCGACUCCUCGCCGCCGCCCCAGCCUUCAUAUCUGCAACCUCCCCCCUCAACGCAAGCGCGUCAUUCACCCAUCCGAUUAUCCUCCCCAUUCCGCCCAGGAGUGGUGGCAGCAGUAGCAACAACCACAGCGACAAUUCCAGCCAGUUCACCGAAUUACCUUUCCUCCGAUUUUGACUCAUCUUUAUUCACCUUUGAGACACCUGGGCGUUCAGCCAAGAAGCGCAAGUUGACUCCUCAGGGUGAACGACCAGUAGCGGCAUCACCACCAUUACCAGUGGUAGAAGCUCCACCUCGAGUUGUCACCAAGUCGUCGACGCAGACUGUAAUUCACAGUGAUUAUUCGCUCUUUAAUUUCUCAGAUGAUGUUGAUCCGCCAAGUUUGCCCACGGUAAGUAAGACCGAUGGAGGCAGUUCUACUACUGGUACAGCAGGCAACACUACAUUCACUGCUGCAACCACUACAUACACCGGUGUGUCAACAUCUAAGACGAAAACAUAUAAAUGGGAUGGAGAAGAAUCGGAUCCGGUUGUAUUCACAUCCUCUGCGCCGGAGCCUACAACGGCAAAGAAAAGGCAAAAAUCGCGACUAAACAAACCAUCGGACGAUUCACGAACCAAAAAUUGGCCGUCCGUUAUUAACAUAGAUGAUGAUUUUGAUGAGAUUCAGGAUUGGAGCGAUCCGUUCAAUGUAUCGCUGGAGGAUCCGUUGGAUAAACUCUUGGACGAUUCACGGCCUUCAUUGAAACCAGCUUAUUCUGAUCGAACUGCGGCUUUGUUGGCGAGCCUUCGUACCGAUGAUAAUACAGAAACAACGUCGAGUACGACUACUACCUCGAGGCCGAAGAAGUCUACAACAAAUUUUGACAUUUUGGAUUUCGAUUUUGGUGAAGAUACACUCUCAGAUGUGGCUGCGCGACCUACAGAAACCUCAAGAACGAAGAGGAAACCCAAAGUCGAUGCCGAGGAGAAAGCGGCCAAGGCGCGAGAGCGAGAGGCUACUAGAGAAAAGCGCAAGCAAGAAAAAGAGGCCGAGCAAGAACGGAAACGGGUAGAAAAAGAAGAAAAAGCAAAAGAGAAGCAGUUGGCUGCAGAUAUUGCUGAGGUGAAUAAAUCAAAGAUUCACAAGAAAGAAUCUAUGCCAGAAAUGAUUGUCGAUAUGGCAAGUACUUUUGAAGGAACCAGCGUUGGAAACCAAGUGGUUGAAUAUAUCAAGACCCUAGGUGCUGAGCACACUUUUUUUGACAGCUCGAUGCCUAAUAUCAUCAAAUGGCGUCGAAAAAAGAAAGCUGAAUAUAAUGAAGACGCAGCGCGCUGGGAACCGUGUCAACCUUAUGUUGCGACAGAGGACCAUGUCUUGUGCAUGCUUCCGGCACAGGAUUUUGUUGACAUGGUCAUCUGUGAGGAUGAUGCGCAAACACUCGACAGCCAUGUACAGAGAUUGAAAAACUCGUAUCGGAACUGCAAGCCGAUAUACCUGAUUGACGGUCUUAUGACAUGGAUGCGCAGGAACCAAAACUCUCGCAACAGAGCGUAUCAAGCGGAGGUUCUAGCCCAGAUCAACAACGUCAAUGAUUCAGUCGAAGAUGAUAGGACUCAAGGCAAGCAGCGGAAGCGACCAACCAAGACAAACAAAAAGCCCGAGGAUACACCUCUUGUGGCUGACGACACUAUUGAAGACGCUCUACUCGAGCUACAAGUCACCCACAACUGUCUAAUCUACCACACAAACGCUGCCAGCGAAACGGCCGAAUGGAUCAAAAACUUCAGCGAACACAUCUCCACGGUCCCAUACCGACACGUACAAAUGGGCAAUUACGACGGUGCCGCAUUCUGCAUGGAGACCGGACAGGUGAAAACCGGUGAGGAUAAAGUUGACACUUUUGUCAAGAUGCUUCAGGAGAUCAACCGCGUUACUGCGCCCAUAGCAUAUGGAAUAACAUCCCAGUAUCCGAGCGCGGUUGACCUGUUACAUGCCAUGAAGAAGCAUGGUCCGACGUUGUUGGAGAAUGUUAGAAAGUCGGCUAAUAAGAAUGGAGCGUUGACAGAUUCGAGGAUUGGGCCGGCGGUUAGUAAGAGGUUGUAUAAGGUUUUUAUGGGGCUGGAUGAGACUUCUGCCGAUAUUUGA
Molecule: messenger RNA, 2148 nt
Organism: Talaromyces marneffei
Lineage: Eukaryota; Fungi; Ascomycota; Eurotiomycetes; Eurotiales; Trichocomaceae
Exons: 1
Coding region: 1-2148 (715 amino acids)
Biological process (GO): replication fork processing; double-strand break repair; resolution of meiotic recombination intermediates
Cellular component (GO): nucleus; Holliday junction resolvase complex
Molecular function (GO): nuclease activity; DNA binding
Source: RefSeq, a predicted model, not a curated record